Hydractinia symbiolongicarpus is the source of this 4491-nucleotide messenger RNA. Its product is annotated as probable serine/threonine-protein kinase DDB_G0267686. NCBI's taxonomy places the organism in Eukaryota, Metazoa, Cnidaria, Hydrozoa, Anthoathecata, Hydractiniidae. The record is from RefSeq and is a predicted model, not a curated record. The coding region runs from base 125 to 4072 and encodes 1315 amino acids. The transcript has 8 exons. Gene Ontology annotation, biological process: cytoplasmic microtubule organization; mitotic spindle organization; non-motile cilium assembly. Gene Ontology annotation, cellular component: centrosome; ciliary base.
UUGGAUGGAAACAUGAAAGCUAGACAAAAUCCAACUAGGGAUGGCUAAAAACUAUGCUAUAGACUAUGGAAGUAUAUAUAUACUAAAGAAACCAAAAAUGAGGUGUUAUUGAAAGAAACAAGACAUGCUGGUUCCUGCAGGUUAUUCUAAAAAAAGUAGAGAACUGGCACGUGAACAUAUUGAGAUUCUCAAGCAAGAAGACCACAAUAAUAAGGUUGCAAGGAAGCAAAAAAUUAAAGAGUUAUCGCAACAAACCAAUGCGAUAAGAAAAAAGCUUGAACAUAGAAAGAAAGCACAAGAUGAUGAAGAAGAAGCAAGAAGACAAAUUAUUUUAAAGAGCAGAAAGUUGAAGCAACAACUAGCAACUGAAAAGUUUCAACGUGUUCAUGACCUCAAACAUCAUCCUUCAAAGACUCAUUAUAAAAGACAAGGUUCGUCUAGUGGAUUAAAGGAUGGAAAGUACAAAGUCAGAGGGCACGUUAUCGAAAUUCAAAAUGGCGUUCGUGUGAACUCUGCCAGAGAAAAGAAAGACACCUCCCAAGAAAAUGUCGAUGGCUUGAAAAUGUCACCAAUCUUUCAAAACAGCGUUUACGCACCGAAUUCGUAUCUGUCUUCGCAUUUGUCGAAUCUCCUCAGUGAUAACAUGUUUCAUAACUCUUCAGAUAAAAAGCAUGAUGCACAAAAUGAUAAUUCGUUUCAUUCUAGUAUAAUACAAGAUUUUAAUCAAAAUCAUAUUUCUAAUCAAGCUAUUUUUAACCCAGACUUACGCCACACGGAGCAGACACCUCUUGUUAGUGUCAACAAUGAAGUCAGCUCACCCACUGACAGUGUUUGCAGUGACGAUAGUUUAAACGAAGAACGGCUUUUAAGGAGCAGUUUAAAAAGCGCCCGUGUAAGAGCAGCCUUAGAUUCAAGUCAACGAAAAGUUACGUUCUCAAACAGCAUCGAAUUCAAUGAUGGUAAAACUGAACCUCUCGUCUCGAAAAUGACUGAUCGAAUUCCCCUUUACAAACGCAUUCAGAGAAAUGAGACGUCUAACAAUUUCCAGGAGAAAAAAAGAGAAUCGAAUUCUUAUAUUAUAACCACAGAAGGUAUGCUUGACUUAUUGAGACAAGAAGCAUUGUUGCCUCGAUAUCCAAUGAACGGUGAUUAUAAUUACCCCGAAUCACUACCUUCUCAAAACAACGUAGCUGUUGUAACGCCUUUGAUGUCCAACCAAGUUAACCCGCAAACGCAGGUCGUUAGCCAAGCAUCAGUUGAACCUUCUUCAAGCAGUUCUUCUGCAAUGACUGAUGAUUCGCUUAACUCGAAAGAUAGUUUAAAUUCUGUCAAGAAAAAUGAAAGUGGGGAGGAUUCGAUAAUCAAAGGUUCUAUAGUCGAACCUAUUGAAAAUAACAAUAGCGAUCUGCCUAUAAAUAAAUUACAAAACGACGCACUUUUUGAUAGCUCAAAGGGUUUUGUACCUGACAAUGUCAAUACAGUCACCACUGUCAAUACCGUGCAAUCAAUGCAGCCUAACUCUAACGGGUACUAUGACGCUGUCAAUAAUAAUAAUUUCUCUGUUCCUUAUACAUUAUCAAACACGCAUACAAUAACUACUGAAUCACAAAAUAAUAUCGAAUCACAGCCCUAUCAUAAUCCAUUAAGUUAUUCAGAUUACGAUCAAGGUAACCAUAUUCCACAUGCGAAUAAUGAACGUGCGAAUAACUUGUUGCCUUAUCCGACAGAGGAAAUGGAAAGGAGAUAUUUCUCACACAUGCCUUCUGCUAAGACUGAGGAUUUGUAUUCUUCGUAUAAUUUUAGUUAUGGACCUGUUGAUAGUUAUAACGAUAUAUCUUCGCGAUUAAAACCGGCUGUAUCGAUGCAACAUCAACACACUCACUCGCAACAGCAGCAUCAACGAAAUUAUGGAGUAGAUCCAAUUGCUUUAAAUAAUUUGUUAAAUCCUGCAUCAGAUGCUGCAAGUCAGGAUACACUAGUAAGAAAUGACAUUAACACCCAGAAAUUAAAUGUAGAACAUAAAAAUACAAACUCGAACUCAAAUACGAUGUGUCUCAGUACUAUAAUAAAUAUUCCAUCAGAUUCACUUGAUGUUGAUAAUCAGCCUUGCGCAAAAGCAGAAGAGAUGAUAUAUUCGCCGCUUUCAGAUCCAUACUCUUCUUUAUAUAUAUCGUACCAAAAUUCCAGGGAUGAUCAUCUCAUGAGCAAUGGACAACCACAACAAUCAAGUAUAGCACAAAAGCAACACCAAAUCAUACAGCCAAUACAACAACAGCAACAACAACAACAGCGGCAAAAUGAGCAAAAACAACAAAUACAAGAUCAUGUCGUUGAAACGAACCAAAAUAUGAAUAUUAAAAGUCAAUACAAAGAAAAAAACAUUGAAAAAGACAUUAAUAGAACCCAAUUAUUUGAUCAGGCGCAAGAUAUCCCUGAUCCAUCUGUUGAGGCGAGCAAACUGUAUUACCAUCCGAGUAUACAUCAAUCCUCGAGACGAGAGGGUCCUUCUUUGAACGACAGUAUCAAUAAAAAUAAAUACAGAGUGAAGAAGAAUAUAACGCAACCUAAAAAGACACCUUCCCGACAAAAUUCUGUCGAUAACAAAGUUAUUUCCGAAGCUCACCGUAAAACAAAACCACAUAUAAAUCAAAGUGAUGUGAAUAAAUCUAAUGAUAAACAGUCUAUUGAUAACACUAAGCUUAAUACAUCAACUAAUAAGUACAAAGCUAAAGGCGAUACCUCAAAGGAGCAAAAUGAGAACCAUAGUAUAGAUUUUAAAAGCAAAGACAAAAUUUAUGAAGAGGUGGAACGUAACCUUGCUCAGUUGACAUUUGAAAACAGUCGAAAUUUGGUUGAUGACGAGAACAACAAAUGUCUACAACAAAUGCCUACACCUAGUAACCAUCUGGAAAGUGAAAACCUGAGCGACCUUGAAGGCGUACAACGGAGAAAGUUACAACAUCAUAAUAUUGCUGCUGACGAUAAAAUCAAAGAAGCAGUCAGAGAAGGUACAGCCAUACCAAUUCGUGUUCAUUCUAUACCAGCUAGACGUGGCCGUGUUAUCGUUAGUGCCGACUCCAAGAAACGCAAACCCGUUGGGAACUUUUUUCCGCAUCCUCCAUCGAAUCCGAAAAAUGAUCUUACUUCAAAUAACAUUCCUAAUGAAAACUUAUACGGUAUCGAGUAUAAAGUUUCACGAAACACGCAAGAUACUGAUGUAAACAAUAUACGGAAUGUGUCUCAUCAGAGAACUAUUAGCGCAACACCUGUUAGAAAUCAAAAGCCACCCCGUCCAGAAAACCAUCGAACACGUUCAAGCACUUCUGACAACAGAAAUCGGCAAAGAUACACAGAGCAUGUCAAUAACUUAACGGCUCCUGUGGCACAUAUUGCGUUGGAUAAAACACCGACUGACGACGAAAUCAACAAGCUGUGGGCAAACGUACGAGAAUGUCUUCGGUCUGAAACACCUGAUCAUGCCAUGUCGGACAGUGUAUACACGAUUAACGCCCAUUCACGUCAGCAGAGAACAUUUUCAGGUUCGUCCUUCAGCCGACGUUCAACGAACAAACUACAUCAUGACUCUUUAUAUCGCCAAAACUCUUUCGACAGUGUGAGCAGUACAGGUAGCUAUGCGAAACGUCAAGCUUUGCUUCCUCAGAGAGCAAGCCGUAUGAUAAAAAGCUCUGUGAAAAAUGGACUAGAACGCGAAGUAUUUAAUGGCAGUUCCAUGGACAGACAUACUAACAAAUCUAAUGUGAUUGAUGAAUACCGAAAUAUCACAUCCAGCAUGGCAUCGUUUAUGGCUUUGGAAGAACUUUGUGCAAAGCAGUCGUUAUCGCCACGUCAAACUGAGGCUGUGUUUGUAGCAUCGAAACGAUUGCAACGAAAGCAAAAUGGACAGCAUACUGGUAUGACAGCUUUAUCAAUUGAAGAGCGUUGUGUAAUGGAAUCACUUGAUCGAAUAAAUAAACGUUUGGAAGAACAAGAAAAUUUGAAGAUUGGUGGAAGAAACAAAAGUUUGUCCCAUUCAAAUCGCUCUACCAGGCAUCGCAAAGAUUACGACAAGUAGCCGUCGUUUCAAGAAACAAAAAGGCGUCACGUACGACGCACGCUGAUUCAUGAUCACAUGUCAGAAAAAAACUGUCAUCGAAUACCAAAAAAGAAAAUAGAAUUACUUGGGAUAAUUAUUAGAAAUUUUUAUUCCCUUUUUUAACAGCAAUUUUUUUAAUAAUUCUUUUCGCGUAUUACAGAAGUUUAUCAGUUUAAAACUUAAUUAGUUUUCCAUGGUCACAUGCCCUGAUUUGUCACUGGCAUUUUAAAGAAUUCUGAAAAAAAUUACACUUGUUUUUUUCUGUUCACAAAUACCUUGUAUUAUUCUAUAAAUACUACUGAAUAUGUAAAUAUAUUUAAUAUAAAAUUCUGUAGCAAAAUUAUGUAUUUAAAUGAACUUUUUCAUUGACUUUCGAACCGUCCUUUUCACGCUUUUUU